Cheilinus undulatus (humphead wrasse) is the source of this 1648-nucleotide messenger RNA. It is a transcript of the gene nog3, whose product is annotated as noggin 3. Bases 275 to 1030 code for a protein of 251 amino acids. The transcript is spliced from 2 exons. Lineage: Eukaryota; Metazoa; Chordata; Actinopteri; Labriformes; Labridae. Gene Ontology annotation, biological process: osteoblast differentiation; negative regulation of BMP signaling pathway; negative regulation of cell differentiation. The record is from RefSeq and is a predicted model, not a curated record.
GCAGCAGGAUGCCGGCAGAGAGCGGAGAGCAGCGGGGCACUGAGCUGUCUGACCGGGAGCUGCUGACCUCGGGGCUCCGGGGCUGAUCGUCUCAUCAUGGACAUGGAAAACUCUCUCCUGCUUCCUCUCCUCCCCUCUCCUCUCUGAUGAACCUGCGGCUGUCUGGAGGAGUUUGAAAAGUUUGGAGAGUAUCGCUGCAGAGCGUCAGAGCGCACGCGUGGAUCAGACGCACAGAGGAGCACGCAACCGUUUGUUUGAGGAGGAUUACCUGUGAAUGCUGAACCUGUCUCACCUGGAGCUCACAGAUCAAGCAUCGAUAUGGUUUUUGGUCCGUGUUGCCCAGCCCUACUUUGAGGACAUGGAGAACUCGUGUUAUUUCCUGGCUGUGGUUCUGCUCACCGUGCUCUCGGUGGGCUUCAGGAUCGAGGAGGGAAUGUGCCAGCACUACUUUCUUCUGCGCCCCAUCCCCAGCGACACUCUGCCCAUAGUGGACCUAAAGGAGGACCCGGACCCCGUGUUGGACCCCCGGGAGAAGGACCUGAACGAGACGGAGCUGAGGAGCAGCCUGGGCAGCCACUUUGACCCGCUCUUCAUGUCAGUGUCCCCGCCGGAGAAACCCACGGGGAGCGAGGAGCUGAGCGACGCCGAGCUGCGGCUCAAGCUCUCCGGGGCCAUGCCCAAAGAGAUCCGGGCCCUGGAGUUCGAAGUCCAACACGGCAAGAAGCAGAAACCGAGUAAGAAACUGCGGAGGAGGCUGCAGCUGUGGCUGUGGUCGUACGCGCUGUGCCCGGUUGUUUACGCAUGGAACGACCUGGGCAGCCGCUUCUGGCCGCGCUACGUGAAGGUGGGGAGCUGCUACAAUAAGCGGUCUUGUUCGCUCCCUGAAGGGAUGGUCUGCAAACCUGCCAAAUCGACUCAUUUUACGAUCCUGCGAUGGCGCUGCCUGCAGAAAAAGGGGGGUCUGAAGUGUGACUGGAUACAUGUCCAGUACCCCAUUAUAUCUGAGUGCAAAUGUUCCUGCCCUAACUGAGAGAGAACGCUGCUGCUGCUGCAACCAAAGGAGCCGUCUACAUCCUGACUAAUGAGGAUUUAAUGCUCCAGCAGCAGAGACUGCACAGACUCUAAGGGACUUUAUACAUGGGACUUGGUUUUUCUGCAACUGAGUGGAGACUCUUUAAAUCAAUGUGCUAAAAAAAGCACUAAAUACCCAUCAAAACAGCUCUAUAAAACCAGUGUCUCCCUGUUUUAGCCCGGCUGCACACUAGAAAAGUCCUAGAAACUCUGCAAACUUUGCCUCUUUAUCAUUAUUACAACACAGAAACACCAACAAUCCUUCCCUUAGGCUGGCAACUCUUGGAAAAGUGGGAGGACCUGGCGAGGAUCUUUGCCGGUUUUCCAAUAGUUUCCAACUAUUCCCUACUAUUUAACAAAACUGAAAAGAAAAGCACCCAACGUCCCCGGCUUCACUAACAGUUUACCUCUGCCUUUGAUGAUGACAUCCUUUAAAACUUUAAAAACAUUCCAAAAAUGUUCAAACCAAAACAGACUUCAUCCCUUUAUCAUUAUUAGAACACAUACACUUUAUGGACAAAAGUAUUUGGACGCCUGAUUAUUUCACCCACAGCAGGGGUGUCAAACUCAGUCACAG